AUGACUUCGAGCAUGGGCGCGGAAGCCGAAUCUGAAAGCACCAUAGAGGAGCGAAUCGGCCUUACCUCACUCUACCCAAAGAGCAGCAAGGACACAUCCAAGCCACGGAAGAACCUCAUCCUACGAACAGUUGCUGCCGUUCUCGUUGCUACCCUGGCUAUAUGCGGAGCUUACACGGUCGGAGCCCAAGCGAUCGAAACGCUGACACGGGAUGACGCCCCAUGCCUGUGCGGAUUCACAACUGCCGAGGGAAUUUCGCGGAACUGCCAGUUCGAUGAGAUUGAGUUAUGUUGGUUGAGACCGGAAUGCAUUGACUUCGAUCUCACGCAUGAGUUCACGACAGCCUCUCGUUCUGACAAGGGGGGCGCCUGGCUAUACCAGACGGAGAUGGAUGGCAAGUACCGUCUCAUCAACGGGACCGAGCUAUCCAUGCUGAUCGAGCCCGGGAGGACCAUAUGGUUUACCUACGAGCAACAUGUUGUGCAUUGCAUCUUCUCGUGGAGGAAGCAGUUCCGACAGCAAUUCACAGGCAUUGUGAUGCAUAUGACCGCAUCGGAUGAGGGACAUAUCAGACAUUGCGGUGAGAUGUUCAUGCUCAAUGGCCGCGUCACGAUGCAGAAGAGCAGCUCUAUCACGAGUGUCGAAGCUCAUGCAGAAGAAUUGAAGGACGUUAAGAAGCGCGACACCUACGUGGAUCUGUUCAAGGAUGACGGGCCAGCUCCCGCACCGGAAGAGGGUGGUGGCGCCUACAAACGCUCUGAAAGGGCCAAUUCGGGGAAGCGUGACACCUAUAUCGAUCUGUUCAAAGACGAUGGGCCAGCUCCCGCGCCGGACGCUGGGUCGGAGAAGCGGGACACCUACAUCGAUCUGUUCAAGGAUGACGGACCAGCUCCCGCGCCGGACGCUGGAUCGGAGAAGCGUGAGACCUAA
Molecule: messenger RNA, 930 nt
Organism: Alternaria ethzedia
Lineage: Eukaryota; Fungi; Ascomycota; Dothideomycetes; Pleosporales; Pleosporaceae
Exons: 4
Coding region: 1-930 (309 amino acids)
Source: RefSeq, a predicted model, not a curated record